Messenger RNA from Linum tenue, 645 nucleotides. NCBI's taxonomy places the organism in Eukaryota, Viridiplantae, Streptophyta, Magnoliopsida, Malpighiales, Linaceae. The record is from the annotation of a GenBank genome assembly.
CCCUAAUAAUAAUUAUCCUGGCAUAAAUAAUAAUUGAAAACCUAAGAAAUAGGUUUCUAUCAUCCCCUUCCCCUUGAGACCAACCUUGCCCUCAAGGUUGACCGACUCGACUCACUCUUUCGCAUUGCCCAUGCUACCGCGCCUCCUCCAUUUCUUGCGCUUCCUUUUCCUCCAAUCGUUCUCGACUACUCGACUUAGCCUUCUUUCUUCGACCUCUUGGUGCGGCUCCAAAGUUGUGGUCUUCAUUGCUGGUGGCCCAACCCUCGCAUCUUCUAAGUAUAUCGUCUCCUUCGCUGUCAUCAUACUCCACCAACCCGGAAUACUUAAAGAUUCGUUCUUGUUCAAGAACCCAUCCUUAAGUACCAACUCUUCAAGACCCUCAAACAUUCUUCUUGGAGCUAGCCCAAUCACUACCUUGGUUAUUUCUCUCAUUGUUUGUGGGCUAUGUUCCUUUAAAAGCCCACCAGCCAAACACAUAAACUCACCUUCCCAUUCCUCCAUGUCCAUCUUUAAAUCAUAAGUCAGGUUGAGCUUAAGCCUUUUCUACCAACAAGGCCCACUCUCUUUUAUUCUCGGCCCAAGACCAUUCAAGAGAGAUUUAUUCAAAGGGCUCCUCUGAAGCCCAAGUACUUCUUGAAAACCCGG